Messenger RNA from Galeopterus variegatus (Sunda flying lemur), 801 nucleotides. RefSeq names its product FANCD2 opposite strand (gene FANCD2OS). NCBI's taxonomy places the organism in Eukaryota, Metazoa, Chordata, Mammalia, Dermoptera, Cynocephalidae. The record is from RefSeq and is a predicted model, not a curated record. The coding region runs from base 3 to 539 and encodes 178 amino acids. The transcript has 2 exons.
CAAUGGCAGGAUACCAGCUCUGGUCACCAUGGACCCCACUAGACGAGAGCUUCCAAUGGCUGCGUCACACAACACCUACACCUUCCUCCAAGCACCCCUUUAGGGCUUCCCCCCGUUUCCCACACACCCCUUCUGACCUUGAAGUGCAGCUAUGCUUUCAGGAGGUUACUCUAGUCCUUGACAGCCCAUUCCUGGAAACUGGAGUGAGUCCCAAGUUACCCUGCCACAUGUCAGACCUCCAAACCAUGAACAACAAGAAAGGACUGGUCAGGAAACCCAAGCCUGUCCGCCUCAAUGGAGUGGAUUCUGUCUUUGGCAGGGUCAUCACGGCUCAGCCACCAAAGUGGACUGGAACCUUCAGAGUUUCAGACAAGUCAGCCUUUUGCAAAAUCAUCGGCAGGGAGCACCAGUGGCCCACUGGACUUAAGGAGCCUCAGAUUCAGAUGACAGUGACUAUGUGCAAACAGAUGCUGCGCUCUAUCCUCUUGCUGUAUGCAACGUACAAAAAGUGCACCUUUGCCUUGCAACACUCCAAGUAAAGGCUCCCCAUCUGUUCCCCAGUUCUUCACACCAUGUCCUUUGUGCCUUGGUGACUGAUCACCAAGUAAAAGCAAGUAUAUACUCACUUCUCUCUACUACCAUACUUCGCACAACUUACCAAGCAAAAAGCCCAUGAAAGAUCUGCAGUAGCCUCUGACAGCAAGAAGAUAUUAUGUGGUACUCUUGAACUUUGACUGCUGGUCUAUCAACUACACCAUGAUUCUCAGCAGCUAAACACUAAAAAGGAAAAUAAUUUUAGGA